Thelazia callipaeda (thelaziosis nematode) is the source of this 870-nucleotide messenger RNA. NCBI's taxonomy places the organism in Eukaryota, Metazoa, Nematoda, Chromadorea, Rhabditida, Thelaziidae. The record is from the annotation of a GenBank genome assembly.
AUGAUUGUACGAGGUGAACCUUCAUCACCCCUUCUUAGUUCUUCAUUAAGUGACCACUUUUAUGAAAAACAGUUGGAAGGAUUUGUAAACGAUAUUCUGAGUUCUGAUAAUGGUGAUGAAGGAAAGGAUAAUUGCACCGCAGAAAUUGUCUCUGAAGAAAGUGGAAAAAGACAAGAAGGAGAAGAAAAAUCUUGCGGUGUUGAAGGGAAUUUCCAUGGUAACGAGCAUUUCCCUGUCAACAAAACCUCAGUUUCAAAUUGUGCUAGCUUUUCUAGCAAAAGUAGUACCAAAUCCUGUGGUAAAAAUAUUUCUGCUACACAGCCAGUCAAUUUCAAAAAUAAUGCUUGCAGUAAAUCUGUUUCUACAUCAAUAUUUUCAUCAGUAAUCACUUGUUCUGAUCAUUCUUCAAACUUCAAAUCGCUUCUUACAGCACCAAAUAUUUCUUCGCACAACAAUCUAAACCUUUUAACAGAUUUGUCCAAUCCAAGUACUGUAGUUAGAAGUAAUUUUUCUAAUCUUAUUUCACGCUUUGCAACGCUUUACACUUCAUCCAGAAAUUCCAUCAGUUCUCAUCGUCUUGAAAAUGACUCUGAAUUGAUCGUUGAAAACUCGUCUUCCUGCUCAUGCUUAGCUCACCAGCUACGUAAUUUCCAUCAGCAAAUCGCUUCAGAUAUCUUUGAUUCGCCAAGUGCAUCUAUACAGUCAAAGUUACCUCCCUGUGCACAUUCAACACCUAUAACAACUAAAUUUAUCUCACUUAUCACUGAUAUGGAUCAAGAUUGGAAUCAGUAUUGUGGGUGUGCAAUGGUUAGUUAUUUCGUUUUCUUCAACUCUUCCAAGACAAUUUCUGUACUAAUUAGUGUUAUGUGA